AUGAGGCAAUUGCCUGCCUCAGGCUAUACAGAGCAGGGCCCACAUGUUCGUUCACACGGGCCAGUCCUUCUUUCUGUACAGAGUACACAACAAGUCUACAAUAUCAGUGGCACAAUCAGAAAGAUGGCCCAAACUACCCAGCCUUUCUCAACAGUGAAGCCUCAAAACUCACAAAAACCAGCCCAUCCAACAAACACCCCCUUCCAAGAAAAACUCUACUUCCUCUAUGGCACACUAAUGAACCCCUCCACACUAGCAUCCGUCCUCAAACAGCCCGGUCGACUAGAGCUCUAUCCCGCAUAUAUUACAGGUUACCCCAUAAAGCUAUGGGGCGAGUACCCGGCUAUCGUGGAUGAUAUCUCAGACCAGACGAUCCGCGGGGCUACGUCAUCUGAGCUGCAAGUCACUUUUGAAACCAAUGCAGUAUAUGGCCCAAAUGUGUCUGAAUUUGAAGGACACUCCACACUCAAUGCAGUCUGUUAUGGCCCUGUCUGUGCGCCCCCAGGAGAAAAUUGCGAGCAUGCAGUGGCCAAAGGCGACAUGCCAUUGGCCGAGUUUACCUUGAACGAAGGCAAACUCCAAACAGCAAAUGGCAUGUUUCUGGGGAAAUGGGUUAUUUCGAGUCCUCAUCCGCACAAGGCGUUGUAUUACUUCUCCGGAUGCAAAGUACCUUGA
This is a messenger RNA of Aspergillus glaucus CBS 516.65, 675 nucleotides long. RefSeq names its product gamma-glutamylcyclotransferase family protein. Bases 1 to 675 code for a protein of 224 amino acids. NCBI's taxonomy places the organism in Eukaryota, Fungi, Ascomycota, Eurotiomycetes, Eurotiales, Aspergillaceae. The transcript is spliced from 4 exons. The record is from RefSeq and is a predicted model, not a curated record.